Carcharodon carcharias (great white shark) is the source of this 1382-nucleotide messenger RNA. It is a transcript of the gene cfap300, whose product is annotated as cilia and flagella associated protein 300. The record is from RefSeq and is a predicted model, not a curated record. The transcript is spliced from 7 exons. Lineage: Eukaryota; Metazoa; Chordata; Chondrichthyes; Lamniformes; Lamnidae. Bases 1 to 804 code for a protein of 267 amino acids.
AUGGCCGCAGAAAGGGGUGUGAAACCAGCUUUUACUUUCGGGCAUCUGAGUAACAAGAAGAUCAACUUCAUGGAAGAUAGUAAAACCAGAGACCUGCUUGUGAGAUGGUCAAUGCAUGGAAGGAUCACAGUGCAGGUUUUUAGUUUUGAUCAAUAUUUCCAGGCUUAUGAAAAGGAUAAUUUUGUACUGGCAUUCUUCCAGGAUCCAAAUGUUACGGCUAAUCUGAAGAUACUCUCACCUUUAUCGUCUGAAUGGACAACUCUAGGAACAGAAGUUAAGAAAAUAGAGGCUGAAGAGGUUCCCUGCAGUCAACUUUCAAUGUUAUUCUUUGACUGUUUGUACACUGAAGGGAUCGUGCGAGAAACGGGACAUAUUACCAAGUGUUUGGAUGAAUUUUAUGAGGAUUUUAUUAUCUCUGAUCAGCUUCGACAGGUGUUACUGUUGGAAGAAUCUGAUAAAUAUCAAAUAUUCAGUGAUACAGAACGUGAGGAAUUUGUCUUCCGCAUCUUCAAACAUUUCUGCUUGGGUGGAGCCCUCUGUCAAUUUGAAGAUACAAUUGAACCUUAUCUGGAAACUACCAAGGCAGUAUACAAGGAAUUAGUCAGUGUACAGAAAGAUCCUGGUACAAAAGAUAUACGUAUCAUCUCCACAGUAUUCAAGGUUACGGCCAAUGAUAAUUGUGGCACAUGCUACCCUUCCACUAAGAAGCAUGAACAGACUUUUGCCUAUCUUAUUGUGGAUCCCCUAAAACGUCAUGUGCAUGUGCUAUACCAUUGCUUCGGAGGAGGAUUAUUCUGCAAUUAAUUCUUACAAUCAGUGUCUUUGCUGGAACAUUAUUACUAGUGGAUUAUUUAGCUGAAGAUGUUCUAUACGGAGAACAUUCUGUAUUAUAAGAAGCAAACAAGGGAUUAUACAUUUCAAUAUUUGAGACUUUAUUUCUUUGUAUUUAAUUAUAAUUUAUAGUAAAGAGAUUAAAUGUAGGCAGCUUCAGAGAAUCCUCCAUGUACAGCUGUUUAAGUUAUUCAUUUGGCUAUGUAGAAAAUAAUUUAUCACAAGUUUUGCUGUGAGACAAUUUAUAAAGUAUUACAUCUGGAAUUUUUGAGUAAUAGUACUUAGAUAUUGUGUAAUUUAUCUAUUUGUUGGAUUAAUAAAAUUAUAUAGAUGUAACUCAGUUUUAUGCAUUGCAAAACUUGCAACAGAGUUUAGAACCUAUGCAUCAGUUUUUUAUCAUUUCAGUUUCUUACUUGUGAGAUCAUUUAAGAAUUGUAUGAAAUGUAACCUAUACAUGUUUGCACAAGAUUUGAAUUUUUGUGGCUUUUUAAAACAGUUUUGCUUUACACAAUGUUUUGUUAUGGUAACUAAUUAAUGUUCAGUUUUUUAAA